Molecule: messenger RNA, 450 nt
Organism: Caenorhabditis briggsae
Lineage: Eukaryota; Metazoa; Nematoda; Chromadorea; Rhabditida; Rhabditidae
Exons: 2
Coding region: 1-450 (149 amino acids)
Source: RefSeq, a predicted model, not a curated record
AUGCCAACCACAUUCGCUCCUGUAAUUGGUUUAUCAGAAAGUAUUGCCACACAGACCUGUAACUGCCACUAUCCCAUUGGUUUAGUGAUAUUUCUUAUUUUUACAAUUGCCAGUCUUCUGGUUUGUAUAUGUGUUUGCUGCUUUGAUUUGGGACAGGUCAUAUCACUAGAUUUAGGUUAUCGUCUCGAUUAUUUAAUUUUUCAGUGUAAUAUAUGUCAGAGAGAUAGCAGAAAAGAGGUCAAGUUUCGACGCACUUCAAUGAAUGCUCGAUUUGUCGAGCCAAGCAAAUUUGUGAUUGAUAGAAAGUUAUCCAUGGAUCCAUGUCUAAUGGAAUACCGUCAAUUGUUCAACUCUGGAAGUGUAACUUCAUCAUCUAACUCUCAUUCUCGAUGCAUUGAAAAUCCUCAAUUCUCAUUUUCUACGGAACGAUCUCUUAUCUCAACUGUGUAA